GCGAGCCCGGACCUGCCCGCGGACCCGGCGGCGCAGUCUCGCGGGAUCGCUCAGCUCUCGCUCCCCGUGCGGCUCCCGGGCGGCUGGAGUCGCCGACACCCCGGGGCCGCCUCAGGUCGCGGCUGGACGGCGGGCUGCACGGGGGCGGGAGGGAGAGCCGCCUCUGAUCGUUGCCCGAGGAGAAGAGCUGCGCUUUCAACAUGGUCAAAUAAUGAAGUGAGACAUUUGAACGCUCUCUCUCUGGACGGAAAUCUGAGAAUGAGAAGAGCGAUCCGCGCAGGCCAGGCGGUGAAAGCAGGAGUUUGAAGAGGAUGGAAAUGUGGGCAGUGCUGUGGAUGGGUGUUUUUCUGCCCCUCGUCAGAGGGCACAGUCUUUUCACCUGCGAGCCCAUUACGGUCCCCAGAUGUACGAAAAUGGCCUACAACAUGACCUUUUUCCCCAACCUGAUGGGUCACUAUGAUCAGAGUACUGCUGCUGUGAAAAUGGAGCACUUUCUUCCUCUUGCAAAUCUGAAUUGUUCACCAAAUGUUGAAACUUUCCUUUGCAAAGCUUUUGUACCAACCUGCACAGAGCAAAUUCAUGUGGAUCCACCUUGUCGUAAAUUUUGUGAAAAAGUAUAUUCUGAUUGCAAAAACUUAAUUGACACUUUUGGGAUCCAGUGGCCUGAGGAACUUAAAUGUGACAGAUUACAGUAUUGUGAUGAGACUUUUCCUGUAACACUUGAUCCACACACAGAGUUUCUUGGUCCUCAGAAGAAAACAGAACAAGUCCAAAGAGACAUUGGAAUAUGGUGUCCAAGGCAUCUUAAGACUUCUGGGGGACAAGGCUAUAAAUUCCUGGGAAUUGACCAGUGUGCACCUCCGUGCCCCAACAUGUAUUUUAAAAGCGAUGAGCUGGAGUUUGCAAAAAGCUUUAUCGGAAUAGUUUCAAUAUUUUGUCUGUGUGCAACUCUGUUCACAUUCCUUACUUUUUUAAUUGAUGUUAAAAGAUUCAGAUACCCAGAGAGACCAAUUAUAUAUUACUCUGUCUGUUACAGCAUUGUAUCUCUUAUGUAUUUUAUUGGAUUCUUGCUAGGUAAUAGCACAGCCUGCAAUAAAGCAGACGAGAAGCUAGAAGUUGGUGAGACGGUAGUUCUAGGCUCUCAAAAUAAGGCUUGCACCAUUUUGUUUAUGUUUUUGUAUUUUUUCACAAUGGCCGGCACUGUGUGGUGGGUGAUUCUUACCAUUACUUGGUUCUUAGCUGCAGGAAGAAAAUGGAGUUGUGAAGCCAUUGAACAAAAAGCAGUGUGGUUUCAUGCUGUUGCCUGGGGAACACCAGGUUUUCUCACUGUUAUGCUUCUUGCAAUGAAUAAGGUUGAGGGAGACAACAUUAGUGGAGUUUGCUUUGUUGGCCUUUAUGACCUGGAUGCUUCUCGCUACUUUGUACUCUUGCCACUGUGCCUUUGUGUGUUUGUCGGGCUGUCUCUUCUUUUAGCUGGUAUCAUUUCCUUAAAUCACGUUCGACAAGUGAUACAACAUGAUGGCCGUAACCAAGAAAAACUAAAGAAAUUUAUGAUUCGAAUUGGAGUCUUCAGUGGCCUGUAUCUCGUGCCAUUAGUGACACUUCUUGGAUGUUACGUCUAUGAGCAAGUGAACAGGAUUACCUGGGAGAUAACUUGGGUCUCUGACCAUUGUCGUCAGUACCAUAUCCCAUGUCCUUAUCAGGCAAAAGCAGAAAAUCGACCAGAGUUGGCUUUAUUUAUGAUAAAAUAUCUGAUGACAUUAAUUGUUGGCAUCUCUGCCGUCUUCUGGGUUGGAAGCAAAAAGACAUGCACAGAAUGGGCUGGGUUUUUUAAACGCAAUCGCAAGAGAGAUCCAAUCAGUGAAAGUCGAAGAGUACUACAGGAGUCAUGUGCACUGCCUGCUGUUACACUGGAAACAAGAAAUGCUGAGAAUAAUAUGAUUCAUUUCACAAGAGGUUAAUGACAACAAUAUACCCGAAAAACAGAAAUGUGCAGGUUAAUAAUAUUUUUUAAAUUGUGUGGGAAGAGGGAGUUAGAGGAAUCUUCCUUUUUCUAUUUAUGAAGAUUCUGCUCUUGUUAAAAGUAUUUUAAGGUGUACAAUGCUAUUUUACUUUUAUGAUAUAAAAUCAAGAUUUUUCUUUGCUGAAGUAUUUAAAACUUAUCCUUACAUCUUUUUUAUAUAUUUGAAAAUAAGUUUAUAUGUAUUUGAAGUUUUUUUAGAUAUCCUGGAAAAUCUACUCAAAUAUUUUAUUAUGUUACCUGAUAUCUUAUUUUCAUACUACGUUGGUAGCUUUUACACUGAAUUGCUAAGAAAAUUGAAAAAUAGUAUUCUUCUGUAGUACAAAAAGAGUUGGCACACCAGAGGUGUCAUAAUGGGAAUUCAACUAAAAAAUCCACUUACUGUACCUUACCGUCUUCAGUAUGUGAAUUUUAUAAGUCUCAUUGUUUUAGAAGUUUCACAGCUCUAUUACACAACUGAAAUAAGGUGCUCUUUGGAAGAGUGUCUAAUGUUGUUUAUAUUAUGUUGCUUGCUGAUCCUUCUGCAUUUUAAAAAUAAAAUGUCCUGCAGGAUUAGUAGAUGGACUGUUACUCUUCUAUAAAUUAAGCCAAGUGCAAUCGAUUUUAUUUUUUUUAAUGUUUCUUGCCCACCCAGGAUUGUUAUUAUGACCACUACAGUUGCUUAUACUUUUGUUUUAACUUUUGUCUUUUAACAUUUAGAAUACUACAGAUGGUUUGUAUUUGUGCAGUAUCUUUUCCAGAUAUUAUGUAGAAUUCAUUUCUGCAGCUACGUAAAUAGGAUUUUGCUGAACAUGAAAAAGUGUGUUAGCAAUAUUAGUGCCAAUCAAAUGGAAAAAAUGUAGUUCUGAUAAAAUAAAUUUCAUAUAAUAUACUAUAAAAUACUAAAGAAUAUUAUUAAUUUUGUUUCUAAUUAAGUAUUAUUCCUCAAACAGGUUUUCUGAUGCUUUUGGUUUUUUCUCUAUUACCAUGCUGUUAAAGCAUACAAAGAAAAUUAUCAUGUACUGUAUGGAAAAUGUUGUAAAUAUUAACUUCAUCACGUUUGUUAACUUUGUAUACAAAAACUUUGUUUAUGUGAUCUUUUCAGUAAUAAAAUUUUCUUUAUAUAAGA
This is a messenger RNA of Eptesicus fuscus (big brown bat), 3128 nucleotides long. It is a transcript of the gene FZD6, whose product is annotated as frizzled class receptor 6. Gene Ontology annotation, biological process: canonical Wnt signaling pathway; non-canonical Wnt signaling pathway. Gene Ontology annotation, cellular component: plasma membrane. Lineage: Eukaryota; Metazoa; Chordata; Mammalia; Chiroptera; Vespertilionidae. Bases 312 to 1961 code for a protein of 549 amino acids. The record is from RefSeq and is a predicted model, not a curated record. The transcript has 7 exons. Gene Ontology annotation, molecular function: Wnt receptor activity; Wnt-protein binding.